This is a messenger RNA of Vicia villosa (hairy vetch), 5212 nucleotides long. Its product is annotated as disease resistance protein RPV1-like. The transcript has 5 exons. The coding region runs from base 960 to 4358 and encodes 1132 amino acids. Gene Ontology annotation, molecular function: ADP binding. NCBI's taxonomy places the organism in Eukaryota, Viridiplantae, Streptophyta, Magnoliopsida, Fabales, Fabaceae. Gene Ontology annotation, biological process: signal transduction; defense response. The record is from RefSeq and is a predicted model, not a curated record.
UAAAACUGUAAAAUUUAUUAAAGUUCGUGUUUUCUCCUCUCUCAUUCGCGAUUUCACCUUUGUCCAUCGCGUUUCUUCUGUUCGAUCUCAAAUCAACGGCCAAGACUAACGGCUAUCUGACACGGUGUGGUAUUGGAAAGUAGGCGAACGCGAUCCCGGUGUUCUCUACUCUAUAGUUUCAUUUUAAAGGAUAUAAGUCUGUAGAACAAACAACAUAGAUAUAAUCAUUUCAAAACAAAGAGAGCAAAGAGAGGGAGAAGGUGAACAUUUAUAAGGUACAAGCUUUAUAGUUUACAGACAAAUAGUUAGAUCACAUAGGUGCAUAUGACAUCUACAAAAGCUGGUAUUGUUAGUAAUGAUUCUUCCACUCACUCAGUUAAAGUGCCUUUCAAGAAAUAUGAUAUCUUCAUCAGCUUUAGAGGAGAGGACACUCGCAACUGUUUCACAAGCCAUCUUCAUGCUGCUGUGUCGAAGCUAUGUAAGAUAGUUAUGUGCUAUCAAGAACUUUGAUGUCUGAUCGAAUCCUCUCUUUGUAAAAUAUCUUAUAUUUAAAAAUAAACAAUGUUUUAAAAUUUUUUUAUAAUUAAGGACAAAGAAAUUAGUAGUUUUGAGAAAUAAAAUUUUGAUUUAGUAAAUUUUACGAAAAUGACUACUAAGAAAGUAGUCAAGGAAAAUAAAAAGCCAGACAGUAGGUAGUGAUAAUAUUAAAUAAGGAAAUUUUGUUCUCAAAUCACAUAGGUAGAUUUGUUAGGUGUGAAAGGACCAAAAAAAAUAUAGAUUCAAAUUUGUACAACUGAUAAGAGAAAAAGGAAAAGAAAGAAAAAAGCUACUAGUAUUCAGCAUUAACAUGAUAAUGAGAGAGUGUCAUAAAGGCAUUGUAUAAAUUUCAAGAUAAGGUUAUUUUAGGAGUGUGUAUCUUCCACAUUCCACAACCAAAGCAUAAAUAUUCAGAGAUAGCUAUGGCUUCUUCUUCUUCUCUUAAGAAACAUGAUGUUUUUAUCAGUUUCAAAGGUGAAGACACUCGCACCAAUUUCACAAGCUUUCUUCAUGCUGCUUUGUGUAGAGAUCACAUUGAAACCUACAUAGACUACAGGAUCAAUAAAGGAGAAGAGGUUUGGGAAGAACUUGAAAAUGCGAUUAAAGCAUCGACUUUAUUUUUGGUUGUGUUCUCAGAAAAUUAUGCGUCUUCAACGUGGUGUUUGAAUGAACUUGUUGAAAUAAUGGAAUGUAACCACGAUGAACAAAACAACAUUGUCGUGAUUCCUGUGUUCUACAAGAUUGAACCUUCACACGUGCGAAAGCAGACAGGGAGUUACCACAGGGCGUUGGCUAAGCACAAGAGACAAGGAAACAAUAAGAUUCAAAAGUGGAAGAAUGCUCUCUUUGAAAUAGCAAAUUUAUCCGGCUUUGAUUCUAGUACAUAUAGGACUGAAUCGGAUUUGAUCGAAGAGAUUAUCAAAACAGUUUUACUAAAAUUGAAUCACAAGUAUACAAAUGAACUCAGAUGCUUAUUCAUACCAGAUGAAAACUAUUCAAGCAUUGAGUCAUUAGUAAAAUCUGAUUCAGGAGAAGUUAAAAUAAUUGGAAUAUGGGGCAUGGGAGGCAUAGGAAAGACAACCCUUGCUGCUGCCAUAUUUCAGAAGGUCUCUUCCCUAUAUGAAGGUAGUUGUUUCCUAGAAAAUAUUACAAAAGAAUCAAAGAGACAUGGACUCAGUUACACAUGCAGCAAACUUCUUUCUAAGUUACUGAGGGAAGAUCUUGCGAUUGACACUCCCAAAGUAAUACCAUCUAUGGUUAUGAGAAGACUCAAACGCAUGAAAGCUUUCAUUGUACUAGAUGAUGUUCAUACUCUAGACCUUUUAGAAAAUUUGAUUGGAGUAGGGCACGAUUGCCUUGGAGCUGGUAGCAGAGUCAUUGUGACAACCAGAGAUAAGCAUGUGUUGAUAAGUGGAAGAGUUCAUCAAAUUCAUCAAGUUAAACAAAUGAACUCUCAAAACUCCCUUCAGCUUUUCAGCAUGAAUGCUUUUGACAAAGUCUUACCUGAGAAAGGAUAUAUCGAACUGUCAAAAAGAGCAAUUGAUUAUGCCAAAGGCAACCCUUUAGCUUUGAAAGUUUUGGGAUCAUUUCUUCAUUGUAAAAGUGAAGUAGAAUGGAACUGUGCACUAGCUAAACUCAAAGAAAUUCCAAACACAGAAAUUGAUUUGAUAUUGAGAUGGAGUUAUCAUGAAUUGGAUGAUAAAGAGAAAAACAUAUUUUUAGACAUUGCGUUGUUUUUCAAAGGAUAUAAAAGGGAUAUGAUAACAAAAAUAUUAAAUGAGUGUGGUUUCUAUGCAGAAAUAGGGAUAAGGCAUCUUUUAGACAAGGCUCUUAUAGGAGUUGACUCAAACGAAUGCAUACAAAUGCAUGACUUGAUACAAGAAAUGGGCAAACAAGUUGUUCGAGAACAAUCUCCAAAGAAUCCCGGACAACGCACUAGAUUGUUUGAUCCUAUGGAAGUUUGUGAUGUAUUGAGAAAUGAUAGAGGAACUGAGAUGGUUGAAGCUAUAUUUUUAGAUGCUACUGAAUUUAAGCCCAUAAAUUUAAGUCCCAACGCAUUUGAGAAGAUGCCAAACCUAAGGUUACUUGCUUUUCGAGACCGCAAGAGAAUUAAAUCUAUAAGAUUUCCUAGUGGCCUUGAUUUAUUGCCAGAAAAUUUGAGAUAUUUCUUUUGGGAUGGCUAUCCAUGUAGAUCUCUGCCUCCAACCUAUUUUCCUGAAAAUCUUGUGGAGUUUACCAUGCGAGACAGCAAUGUGGAAAAACUUUGGAACGGAGUACUGAAUUUGCCAAACUUAGAGAUACUUGAUGUCCGGGACUCCAAAAAGAUGAUAGAGUGUCCAAAUGUGUCUGGUUUCCCGAAUCUAAAGCAUUUACAACUUAGUGGUUGUGUAAGCUUGCCCGAAGUUGAUUCCUCAAUCUUCCUUCUCCAAAAGCUUGAAAAGUUACACAUGGCUGGAUGCACGACAAUUAAGACUCUUUCGAGUAACACUUGUUCACCAGCUCUCCUGGACUUUGAUGCCAUGUAUUGCAACAAUCUGCAAGAGUUCUCAAUCGCAUUUGCUUCCGUAGAUGGUUUGGAUUUGUCUUUACCAAAGUUUGGUGCGAAUAAACUUCCAUCAUCAAUAUUGCAUUUUGAAGAUGUUGAAGUGUUUACGAGUCCUAUCAGUGAUAGUCUUGUGGAUCUUCCUGAAAACUUUGCCAUUUCUAUUUGUCUUGUGAGUGAGAGUGGUGAACAUGACGCUUCCAUCACUUUACGUAAAGUACUUUCUAGCCCCGCCUUACUGAGUGUAAAAAUUUUAAUCAUAGACCAUGUUUCUAUCUUGUCUAAAAUCCCAGACAAUGUCUCCUUACUAUCAUCAUUAGAGUAUUUAAUACUAACUAGUAUUGCAAUUAAAAGCUUUCCUGAAACCAUUAAGUAUCUUCCCCGACUCAAAUACCUUGAAGUUAUCCGUUGUGAUAUGCUUCAAUCUAUACCUGCACUUUCACAGUUCAUUCCAUAUUUCUUUGUCUGGGAAUGUGGAUCUCUUGAAAAAGUAUUGAGUUCAACGAAUGAACCAUCUGACAAACCCAACCAUGGUUUUAUGUUCCUUAACUGCACAGAGCUGGAUUCACAUUCAUAUCAAAUAGUUUUGAACGAAGCUAUUGCUGGGAUUGAACUUGGAUCAAGACUAAAUUCAGAAAACGAAGAUCCAUCUUUAGAUCAUGAUAAUGAUAUUAUUAUGUACUUCUUACCUGCAAUGUCUGGCAUGGAGAAUUGGUCCAAUUACCCUUCUACACAAGCUUCUGUCACUCUUGAGCUUCCUCCCAAUUUGUUGGGUUUUGCCUACUACUUGGUUCUUUCUCAAGGAAAUGUGGGAGAUGGUGUAGAUUUUGGAUGUGAGUGCUGCUUGGACAACAGUUCAGGUGAAAGGAUCUAUAUAACAAGUUUCAAAAGAGCCUAUUUCUCCAGCAUAUUCUUUUCUUAUGUCGAUCCUACAAUGUACAUGAGGUCGGAUCAUUUGGUUUUAUGGUAUGAUCCAGCAAAAUGCAAGCAGAUAAUGGAAGCAGUUGAAGAAAUAAAAGCCAUUAAUGAUGUGAACAACACCAGUUACAAUCCAAAACUUACAUUUAGAUUCUUCAUUGAGGAAAGCCUAUAUAAUGAAGUAACUAUAGUCGAGUGUGGUUUUCACUGGAUAUAUCCCUUUGAAGGGAGUGCAGUUCCAAAUAGAAAUGAUGAUCGAGAAGACUUGAGCUAUUCUCUUGAACGACUCUUGGAUUCGAUGGAGAGCAGCUGGAGUGGAGAGAGGAAAAUUUCAAGUGAUUUAAAGAGGCACAACAAAUAGUUGACAGAGGCAUAUACCUGUUUUCUUAUACUGAAUAUUGAAUUAAAGAACAUGUGGUGUUGGUACACAUUAUUUAUUAUCUUGUAUUACUUGUACUAUAAACAUCUAAUAGAUUAAUGAUAAUCUUGCUUUUUUUUUUUAAUUUGUUUUUAAAAUGCUUUAAAGAGGCAGUUGACAUAUCAUUGUUGCUACAAAGUUUGUGAACACUUGAGCUUUUUGAGUGCUUUUCUUGGCUCCUAAAAGAUAUCAAACUCCAACAAACCUACAUCCCACUUCAUCAUUCUUCUGGUCAGGUACGACUUAUGGAGUAUCUUUCUGAUGGGUUAAUCGGUUCUCGCCACUAUAGUAUGGGCGAGUAAAUAAUGUCUUAGUUUUCUGGAUGCCGUUACGAGCGUUAGGGUGAUCUUCUUUACCGUCUAGUAACAAAAUUCCGCCCUUUGCUAAACCUUCCUGAUGAAAUAGACUAGGUCUUGUGAAGAGUCGUUUUCUCUUAUCAAAGAAGGCUUCCAAUGCCUCGGAGGAAACAAUGAGGUAAACAAAAAGAGAUCCCCUUCCGGCCUUCCCUAGGGUGGACCAAAAUGGGUGGUUGUGACAUUACCUCUUUAAGUUUCGUGAAGAAAUUAUUAAACAGUUGCUUUUUUUUUGCUUAAUCUUAAUGAUGCAUCCAACUUAAUGCUUUCUUGUGACUUGCUUCAGUCUAAUGGGAAAUGAGAAAUGGGCCAGAUGUAGCUUUCUGUUCAAUGAUCAAAGAUUACAGAUGUACAAUACUUUGUCCUUGUUUAUGAGCCUAUGCUCUUCACUCACUUGUUCUCUAAUGGUUGUUCUAUGAAACACUCAGUUUCUAUCAUGUUUUU